Molecule: messenger RNA, 1863 nt
Organism: Pieris macdunnoughi
Lineage: Eukaryota; Metazoa; Arthropoda; Insecta; Lepidoptera; Pieridae
Source: the annotation of a GenBank genome assembly
AUGAUAUUUGCCCAACAAGAAGAUAAAGUCGUUCCAUUUAGUCAUGAACAUCAGUAUAGUCAUAAAAGAUAUUUAGACCUUUUAAAGCAAGAUUUUUUACAACGUUACGCAAAUCCACCAGUGCGAGAGCCUAAGACUGUGGAUGAUUUUGAUACAGUUGCAACAUUAGGUUUUGGUGCAUUUGGUACCGUUCUAUUAGUUCGGGAUAAAUCCACUUUUGAGUAUUACGCAAUGAAGGCUUUAGAGAAGGCUAACGUAAUUAAGAAGAAGAACGUAAAGCAGCUGUUACAGGAAAAGAAGAUAUUAGAAAGUGUCUCGUUUCCGUUCGUUCUUAAUUUAGAGAAUAGUUUCAAGGACAACGUGUACGUCUUUCUCAUAACGCCCCAUUUAGCUGGCGGCGAGAUGUUCAGUAUAUUAAAGAAGCUGGGUAAUUUAUCGGAACCCUUAUCACAAUUUUAUGCUGCACAAAUGGUGCUAGCGUUAGAGUAUUUACAUCACUGCAGUAUAGUACACAGGGAUAUUAAGCCUGAGAAUAUAUUUCUAAACGAAUCGGGUUAUAUUACGCUAGGUGAUUUUGGUUUCUGCAAAAUAAUACGUAGUAGAACUUGGACAAUUUGUGGUACGCCCGAAUAUAUUGCUCCCGAAAUAAUUUUAUCGAAAGGAUAUACAUUCUCCGUCGAUUGGUGGUCUUUAGGUAUACUUAUAUAUGAAAUGAUCGCUGGAUAUCCGCCAUUUUAUAGCUCAGAUACGAUGAAAAUGUACGAGAAAAUCUUGGGUGGUUCGUUCAAGUCACCCGAAUGUAUGACCCCUACUUGCAAGUCAUUAGUGAAGAGUCUUUUGGAUGUUGAUCCAAUGAAGCGUUACGGGUCUUUGAAAGCUGGUGUAUACGAUAUAAAAAAGCAUGCCUGGUUUAUAGAUAUCGAUUGGCAUACAGUGCUUCAUCAGAAAAUGUUUCCACCGUUUAUUCCGGUAUUUCGGGCGUUGGAAUAUCCAGCUGAGAUGGCGAAACAAGAGUAUCUAAGAGACCGUUUGCUCACGCAACGGUGGAAUUUGAUACGAGCAGUGUCAGAUUACAAUUUUAAUGGCACUGAAGUUGUGAGCAUGGAGAAAUUGCUCAGCGACCAGCUAUCUAUCUACGAAAAAGUUUUAGAGGAAGCUUCCGGUAGUGGCCUGUCGUUGGAAAUUGAAAAUAAUUUCCCACCCUUAGAAGAGAAAUGGAGUAUUCUGCAAGCUGUUUUCUUUGCCUCCACUGUUCUCACCACAAUAGGUUAUGGCAAUAUUGUACCAGAAACAUUCUGGGGGAGGUUGUUCUGCAUCAUUUAUGCGCUAGUUGGUAUUCCCUUAACGCUCACCGUUAUUGCUGAUUUGGGCAGAGUUUUCGCAACAUGCGUGUCCGUUAUAGCUAAACACUUACCAGAGAUGCCAAAAUGGUGCAGCCGCGUAUCUGAAGCUAACCCAGCAGGCCAAAAAUCGCUGUACGCCUUCUGGGCUGUAGGAUUCCUAUUUGUUUAUCUAUCCGCUGGUGCUGGUUUAUUCAAGAUGUGGGAAGACGAUUGGACGUUUUACGACGGAUUUUAUUUCUGCUUCAUUACUAUGACAACUAUUGGUUUUGGCGAUCUCGUUCCAAAAAGGCCAAAAUACAUGUUGCUAUGCACGUUGUAUAUAUUAAUCGGUCUGGCACUAACGUCUACUAUUAUCGAGCUGGUCCGUAGACAAUACGCUCGCUCCUGGCAGCAAUUGCGGGCUCUCUCAGGCCCCUUGGCAGACACAUUGCGAAGACUUGGCGACGCCGGUCGUGGAGUCGACGUGUCUGCGCUACACGACCUACGGAAAGUCCUAACAGUUGUGAGUAGCAAAAACUAA